AUGUAUCUAACAAAAUUUCCAAGUAUCUUACGCUUCAAUCGACAAUGUUCAACGAUUGCACAUACAUUAAAAGUUAAGCAACAAAUCAAUGAUGCCAAAGCCACUGCUGCACUUGGAGGUGGACUUAAAAGAAUUGAAGCACAACACAAGAAAGGAAAAUUAACUGCACGUGAAAGAAUUAGCAUUUUGUGUGAUCCAAAUUCUUUCCGUGAAUAUGAUAUGUUAAUGGAACAUGACUGUACUAAUUUUGGAAUGGACAAGCAAAAAUUUGCCGGUGAUUCUGUUGUUACAGGAAGAGGAACAAUUGCUGGAAGACCAGUUUUUGUUUUUUCACAAGAUUUUACUGUUUUUGGAGGUUCUCUUUCAGCUGUACAUGCUAAGAAAAUUUGUAAGAUAAUGGAUCAAGCUGUUAAAGUUGGUGCACCAGUUAUUGGAUUAAAUGAUUCUGGUGGUGCUAGAAUUCAAGAAGGUGUUGAUUCCCUUGCUGGGUAUGCUGACAUUUUCUACAGAAAUGUUCAAUCAUCUGGUGUUAUUCCUCAAAUUUCUCUUGUUCUUGGACCAUGUGCCGGUGGUGCUGUUUAUUCACCUGCUUUGACUGAUUUUACUUUUAUGGUUAGAGACAGUUAUCUUUUCAUUACUGGACCUGAAGUAGUUAAAGCUGUUACCAAUGAAAGUGUUACACAAGAAGAACUUGGUGGUACUAAAACUCAUACAGUUACAUCUGGAGUUGCUCAUGGAGCUUUUGAUAAUGAUAUUGAUGCUUUAUUAAAUAUGCGUGCCUUAUUUAAUUAUCUUCCACUAUCAUGUAAUGAACCUCCACCAACACGUGUCUGUGAAGAUCCAUGGGAUCGUGAUGUACCAAAUCUUGAUACUGUUAUCCCACUUGAAUCAACUACUGCUUAUAACAUGAAAGAUGUUAUUACUUCUAUUGUUGAUGAAGGGGAAUUCUUUGAAAUUCAUUCAGAAUACGCAAAAAAUAUUGUUGUAGGAUUUGGUCGUAUGAAUGGAAGAACUGUUGGUAUUGUUGGAAAUAAUCCAAAAUUUGCUGCUGGAUGUCUUGAUAUUAAUUCAUCUGUCAAAGGAGCUCGUUUUGUUCGUUUCUGUGAUGCUUUUAAUAUUCCAUUAAUUACUUUUGUUGAUGUACCCGGAUUUCUUCCUGGAACUGCUCAAGAAUAUGGUGGUAUCAUUCGUCAUGGAGCUAAACUUUUAUAUGCUUAUGCUGAAGCAACUGUUCCAAAAAUUACUAUUAUUACACGUAAAGCUUUUGGUGGAGCUUAUGAUGUUAUGUCAUCAAAACAUUUACAAGCUGAUAUCAAUUAUGCCUGGCCAACAGCUGAAGUAGCUGUUAUGGGUGCUAAAGGAGCUGUACAAAUUUUAUACAGAAACGAUAAAGAAAACUGGUCUAAACAUGAAGAAGAUUAUAUUGACAAAUUUUCAAAUCCUUUCCCAGCUGCUAAAAGAGGAUUUAUCGAUGACAUUAUUGAACCAUCAACAACAAGAAGGAGAAUUUGUGAAGAUUUAAAACUUUUAGAAAAUAAAGUAGUUGUCAAACCAAAAAAGCGACAUGCUAAUAUCCCAUUAUAA
Strongyloides ratti is the source of this 1584-nucleotide messenger RNA. RefSeq names its product Carboxyl transferase domain and Acetyl-coenzyme A carboxyltransferase, N-terminal domain and Acetyl-coenzyme A carboxyltransferase, C-terminal domain-containing protein. Gene Ontology annotation, molecular function: propionyl-CoA carboxylase activity. The coding region runs from base 1 to 1584 and encodes 527 amino acids. Gene Ontology annotation, cellular component: mitochondrion. The transcript has a single exon. The record is from RefSeq and is a predicted model, not a curated record. NCBI's taxonomy places the organism in Eukaryota, Metazoa, Nematoda, Chromadorea, Rhabditida, Strongyloididae.